Messenger RNA from Rhineura floridana, 18048 nucleotides. It is a transcript of the gene KMT2C, whose product is annotated as lysine methyltransferase 2C. The record is from RefSeq and is a predicted model, not a curated record. Gene Ontology annotation, molecular function: transcription coactivator activity; histone binding; histone H3K4 methyltransferase activity. Gene Ontology annotation, biological process: positive regulation of transcription by RNA polymerase II. Bases 1298 to 16192 code for a protein of 4964 amino acids. Lineage: Eukaryota; Metazoa; Chordata; Lepidosauria; Squamata; Rhineuridae. Gene Ontology annotation, cellular component: MLL3/4 complex; nucleus. The transcript has 60 exons.
CAGCCCGUGAGGUCGGCGGCGGCGGCGCCGCGUCGAAUGAGAUGUCUCUGCUGAGGAGAAAAGGGCUGCCGGUGGGAGGGCGACUUGGGCAGGCGCAGUGUGGGGGCCUGCCUAGAGAAGGGGGAGGGCGAGGAGUUCGGGAGGCUGAGCGAGUGUCGUCGUCGUCCCCUCCCUCUUUCCUCCUCCUCCUCCUCCUCCUCGAAAGGUGGUGGUGAUUGUGUUUGUGAAGGGAAAGGAGGGGGUGAACAACAACAACACGGUGGUGUUUUUGAGCGGGUUGAUGCUGUUGUUACUGAGCUGUUAACACGACGACGUCACCGCACUUCACAGCGACUGUACGGAGCAACCGCCGCCACAUCAGGGGGUUGGGUCCGCCCUCCCGCCGCGCGACACCCUUCCCUCCCCCCCUUCGCUCUUUCAGGGACAGUUUCCUUUGCCCCUCCCCCCUCGCGCUCUGUCUUUCCUCAAGUAAAACUUCCUGGCUCGCGGCGCCGCGGGCCCGCCUGAGGGGAAAGACAAACAAGCGGCGGCGGAGGGGAAGCGAGCCCCUGUGUAUAAGCGAGCACACCCCAGCAACAGCGCGGCAGCCCACCUCCCUUCCCCAACAUCACACGCAACACAACCCGCGGACACCCUGCCUGCCUCUCUCUCUCUCUGUCUGUCCCGGCCUUAUCUCUGUCUAACCAGCAGCUGGAGGAGCUGUCAAAACUUCCUCUCAGCUGCCCUCAGCCAGCCUUGGCCUCCGCCUCCUCUUCCCCCGGGGGCGGGGGAAGGGCACAAGGCCAACGUACGAUGAAGCGGCGGUCUCCUCCUCCUCAGCUGCAGCAGAGGAGAGGAGUCGUUUGCCUGUGGCCGCCGCUACUACCGUCGCCGCCGCCUUAACCGGGGCCUGUGAGAGAAGUGGGGGUGUCGAAGGGAGCCGUAUUCUCAGAGAGGCGCGCACAUACUGAGAAGCCGGCUGUGCGCGACAGUUGUAUGGCCCCAUCUUUCUGCUACAACCUCCUCCGCUCUCCGUCAGCCGCCGAAAGGGUCUAAUUGCGUGUGACUGAGGCGGGCUCUCCUCUCUUCUCCUCCCCAUGCUACUACCUGCGCGCUGGUCCGCGGCGGCUGAGGCCAGCAAUGCGAGGCGGAGGUAGAAGAGGAAGAGGAGGUGGAGAAGCAGAAGGGGAGCAGCAGCAGCUGCUGCUGCCGCCGCAGCUGCCGGAGCAGGAGGAGCGUCGGGAUCACCCUCAUCCACAACCUCCCUCACCCUCCUCCUCCUCCUCCUCCAUGUGUCUCUCUCGCCCUGCUGACUAGGAUGUCAACGGAGGAGCAGAGGCUGACGCUCGUGGUGGAGCAGCAGCACCAGCAGCGAGAACCGCCGCCACAACUCCCCGAGCCAGGAGCUCCCCCCACGGCAGCAGCCGUCACAGACAAAAGACCUAGGGGCCGGCCUCGCAAAGAUGGCGCUUCCCCUUUCCAGAGAGUCAGAAAGAAGCCUCGAAGUAGAGGAAAACCUGCAGUGGAGGAUGAAGACAGUAUGGAUGGGUUGGAGGCAGCAGAAACAGAAAACACUGUGGAAACUGAAAUCAAAGAACAAUCUGCAAAGGAGGAUGGCCAAACUGAAGUGGAUGGUGACAAGAAGCUAACACCAAUUCUUCAUUGCUCAGUGUCUGUGGAAUCUUCAAGCUCCAUUGCCUCUGUUGGUGUUGAAGCAAAAACCAGCAGUGAACAGCUCUGCGCCUUUUGUUACUGUGGGGAACGGAGCUCAUUAGGACAAGGAGAACUUAAACAAUUCAGUCCAACACCAGGGUUUGUUGCUCCGUGGAACAACCAGUCUUUAAAUAAGAUUGAAACUGGUGACAGCAAUGACAGCAUUUGUGAGAGUACUCCAAGGCAAAGCUCAGUCCUUCGCAAAUCUAGAGGACAGAAGAAAGAGAAGCCUCAUCAGAGUAUAACAUCUUGUAGAAGUAUAAGCACUCAAACUACUCCUGAUGAUCAGGUAGACAAAUUCUGGGAUGAACUCAAAAUGGUUGGCUUACCAGAUGACGUUGAUGUCCAAGCCUUAUUUGAGCCAACAGGUUACUGCUGGGCUCAUCACCGCUGUGCGGAAUGGUCACUGGGAGUUUGCCAGACUGAAGAGUAUCUACCAGUGAGCGUGGACAAAGCUGUUGUCUCAGGGAGCACAAAACAAUGUGCAUAUUGCAAGCACCUUGGAGCCACUAUCAAAUGCUGUGAAGAGAAAUGCACCCAGAUGUACCAUUAUCCCUGUGCUGCUGGAGCAGGCACUUUUCAGGACUUUAACAAUUUUUCCCUUCUCUGCCCAGAUCACAUUGACCAGGCUCCACAAAGAUCAAAGGAAGAAGCAAACUGUGCGGUAUGUGAUAGCCCUGGUGACCUCUUAGAUCAACUUUUUUGUACUACCUGUGGCCAGCAUUACCAUGGAAUGUGCCUGGAUAUACAAGUGACACCUAUAAAACGGGCAGGUUGGCAGUGUCCUGAUUGUAAAGUGUGCCAGAACUGCAAGCAUUCUGGAGAAGACAACAAGAUGCUUGUGUGUGAUACAUGUGACAAAGGGUACCAUACUUUCUGUUUACAACCGAUUAUGGACUCUGUACCAACAAAUGGCUGGAAAUGCAAAAACUGCAGGGUAUGUGCAGAAUGUGGCACACGAACCAGUAGUCGGUGGCAUCACAACUGUCUUAUGUGUGACAGUUGUUAUCGUCAGGAAGACAACUUGCAUUGUCCUUUCUGUGAAAAAUCCUCCUGCAUAGAUUUACAAAAAGACAAGUUGCGUUGUCAUAUAUGCAAAAGAUGGAUUCACAUAGAAUGUGACAAACCUCCCGAUAGUGAACUGGAUACUCAGUUAAAGGAAUACAUCUGCAGUCUUUGCAAACACUUAGAAGCAGAAGAAGAGCAUGCACAACCAUGUGAUGUGAUAGAUACUGCCCAACUUCUUCCUGAAGCUAGCACAGAUGAAAUGGAAAUAGAAGGUGGAGCAGAAGAUGUGGUAAACAAGGACCAAGUCAUAACUGAUAGCAGCCUUGCUCAUGAAUCAACGGUUAGGUGUGCCACAGAUGGCCUGUCAUUAAAUGAAAAGAAUGGUGAACUGGAAACACAGGUUUCUGAUGAUUUUGGUAAAGGUGAAAUGCAAACAUCUCCUAGAAAGACUCCUGCAUCUGAUGUUAAUCACACUGAUAAAAAGAUGGAAAUGACAGAAGUUGUUUCAAAUAUAACGCAGCAAGUAUCAGAUGACCAAACUGAGGAAAUAAAACCAUCACGGGAAAGCACUGAGUCGUCAGAAAUAUCCACAGAGGAAUCUCAGCUUCCACCAGUGACACCUGAGGAUGGAGCAAAGUUGUCUGAAACCUUCAAUUUGGUCAGUAAAGACUGCAGCUCUUGUAGGAAGGAAGAACAAUUAGAAACAAUAGUGGUGUCAGAAGCUGCAGUCAGAGGUGACACCCCUGAAAAUUAUGAAACAUCAUCUCUUCCAGCAAGUGAAAGUUGUGCAACUGACACUUCACCAUUCGGAGACAAAUCAAUAAAGUCACCAGCUGAAACACAUUCUUUAUUUCCAUUAUCUGUUGAAAUAAACAAGUCUAGUGUGUCUUCCUCACCAGCAGCCUCAAUAGAAUUUGGCUGUUCACAUGACAUGAUACGUAGUCAGAUGUCAUCACUAGAAUCCUCUGUAACUCUUCCAACAACAUACGUAUCGCUCACUCCAAAAAUUGGAAUGGGAAAACCAGCUAUUGCCAAAAGGAAGUUUUCUCCUGGAAGACCAAGGUCAAGACAGGGGGCUUGGAGUAGCCAUAAUACAGUGAGCCCACCUUCCUGGUCCCCAGACAUUUCAGAAGGUCGGGAAACUUUUAAAUUCAGACCGCUACCUGGCAGUGCCAUAUGGAGCAUCAAAGUGGGUCGUGGAUCAGGGUUUCCUGGGAAGCGGAGACCACGUGGUGCAGGCCUUUCUGGAAGAGGUGGACGAGGGAGAUCAAAACUGAAGAGUGGAAUUGGAUCUUUUCUUCCUCCAGGGGUCACAGAUAUGGAUAUUUCAUCUAACAAAGAUGAGGAAGAAAACUCAAUGCACAACACUGUUGUCCUAUUUUCUAGCAGUGACAAAUUUACCUUGCAUCAGGAUAUGUGUGUAGUUUGUGGGAGUUUUGGCCAAGGUGCAGAAGGCCGAUUGCUUGCCUGCUCUCAGUGUGGUCAGUGUUACCAUCCAUACUGUGUCAGUAUUAAGAUUACAAAAGUGGUGCUCCACAAAGGCUGGAGAUGCCUGGAGUGCACUGUGUGUGAAGCCUGUGGGAAGGCUACGGAUCCAGGAAGGCUGCUUCUUUGCGAUGACUGUGAUAUUAGCUAUCACACUUACUGCCUAGAUCCACCACUGCAGACAGUUCCUAAGGGAGGUUGGAAGUGCAAAUGGUGUGUUUGGUGCAGACAUUGUGGAGCUACUUCUCCUGGUCUGAGAUGUGAAUGGCAAAAUAAUUACACACAAUGUGCUCCCUGUGGAAGUUUAUCUACCUGCCCAGUCUGCUGUUGCAAUUAUAGAGAAGAAGAUAUUAUUCUGCAAUGCAGGCAGUGUGAGAGAUGGAUGCACACAAUCUGUCAAAACUUAAACACAGAAGAGGAAGUGGAAAGCACAGCUGACAGUGGUUUUGACUGUACCAUGUGUUGGCCUUAUAUACCACCAGCAAAUGUGCCUUCCUCUGAAUGCUGUGAACCAUCAAUUGCAGCUCAAAUUAUAGCAAAAGCAAAAGAACUUGUUCAUACAAAUUUCAUAGACCCACCGAAGACAUACACUCAGGAUGGAGUCUGUUUGACAGAAACGGGGAUGUCUCAGUUACAGAGCCUCAGUGCUGUUGUACCAAGAAGAAAGCGGACAAAGCCAAAGCUCAAGUUGAAGAUAAUAAACCAGAAUAGUGUGGCUGUACUCCAGACCCCACCUGACAUCCAGUCGGAACACUCAAGGGAUGGCGAGAUGGAUGACAGUAGAGAAGCAGAUCUCAUGGACUGUGAAGGAAAAUCAGAUACAAGCCCUGAACGUGAACCUGCAGAUGAUGAACCUAAAGGGGUAGAAGGAACUGAGGGGGUCAAAAAGAGAAAGAGAAAACCAUACAGACCUGGCAUUGGUGGAUUUAUGGUACGUCAGCGGAGUCGUACAGGCCAAGGAAAAACAAAACGAUCUCUCUCCAGGAAGGAUUCUUCAGGCUCUGUAUCUGAGCAGAUUCCUAGCAGAGAUGAAAGUUGGAGUGAACAGCUACCAGAUACUCCUGUUGAAGAAACUACUCCCAUUUCAGAAAAUACAGAAAAAAUUAAAAAGCGUUACAGGAAAAAGAAAAACAAGCUUGAAGAAAUCUUCCCAGCAUACUUGCAGGAAGCUUUCUUUGGAAAAGACCUCCUAGAUACCAGUAAGCAAAGGAAACCAAGUUUAGAUAAUAUAUGUGGAGAAAGCCUUAACAAUUUGUGCAAAGCAAAUCUGAACACAAAUUUCUUAGAUCCAUCUUCAGAUCCACUUCUUAGCUCAACUUCCACUCCAGCUCCAUCAAAAUCUGGAAUGCAAGGUGCCUCUGAUGACUCAUUAGCUGCCCUUGUGCUGAAUACGGAUGAUGACAUUCUUGGAAUUCUUUCUGAUGAUUUAGUGAAAUCUGGGGAUCAUUCAGGUCUUGAUUUAUGCACUUUCCAGGUUGAGAGCUCAUCCUCACCUUUUGCUGGGCUAGAUAUUGGAUCCAUCUCUGAUGUUCCUUCCUCUAUACCUCCACAAAGUGUCAAUCAGAGCUCACGGCCACUGAGUGAAGAACAAUUAGAUGGAAUCCUGAGCCCUGAACUGGACAAGAUGGUCACAGAUGGUGCAAUUCUUGGUAAACUGUACAAGAUUCCAGAACUGGGAGGAAAGGAUGUUGAAGAUCUGUUUACUGCUGUAUUGAGCCCUUCAGCUACUCAAACAACUCCUUUGCCACAGCCCCCACCACCUCCACCUCCUCAGCUAAUGCAUAUGCACAAUCAAGGGGAGAAUGCAUUUUCAAGAGUUCCACUUAUAAAUGGCCUGAUUGGACCAAACCCCCAUCUUCCUCACACAUCUUUGGUUCCUGGAGGUGGAUUAGGCACUUUUUCUACUAUAUCACAGCCACCAUACACAGACACAAGGGAUAAAAACACAACAUUUAAUGCAGUGAUGAAUGAUUCCACCAGUUCUUGGGUUCCUUCUGCUGCCCCACUGGAAGGUGAAGGUGAUACCAUGUCUAAUGCACAGAGAAGCACUCUUAAGUGGGAGAAGGAGGAAGCACUUGGCGAAAUGGCAACUGUGGCACCUGUUUUGUACACAAAUAUCAAUUUUCCAAAUCUAAAGGAAGAGUUCCCAGACUGGACAACAAGAGUGAAGCAGAUUGCUAAACUGUGGAGAAAAGCAAGCUCACAGGAAAGGGCUCCAUACGUGCAAAAAGCCAGAGAUAAUAGAGCUGCUUUACGCAUCAACAAAGUGCAGAUGUCUAAUGAUUCCAUGAAAAGGCAGCAGCAACAGGAUAGCAUUGAUCCAAGCUCUCGUAUCGACACUGAACUCUUCAAGGACCCAUUAAAGCAGAGGGAAUCAGAGCAUGAGCAAGAAUGGAAAUUUAGACAGCAAAUGCGUCAGAAAAGUAAACAGCAAGCUAAAAUUGAAGCAACUCAGAAACUUGAGCAAGUUAAAAAUGAGCAGCAGCAACUGCAACAACAACAACUUGGAUCACAGCAGCUUUUGAACCAGUCAGGUUCAGACACACCUAGUAGUGGGAUGCAAAGUCCCUUAACCCCUCAGACUGGCAAUGGAAGUAUGUCUCCUGCACAACAGACAUUGUAUACAAAGCAACUGCCUAGUACCCCUACUUCUACUCCUUCUGAUGUGUUCUUAAAACCACAUGCCCCUCCGCCACCUGCAACACCAAAUAGAAUGCCUGUUCAAGAUUCCCAUUGUCAGGCUCCAUCACAACAGGUCUUUUUUCCUUGCUCUACUAGACCACCUUCUCCUGUUGACCCUUAUGCAAAAAUGGUGGGAACUCCCAGGCCACCACCUAUUAACCAAAAUCAAAACUUUCUCAGAAGAAAUUCUGUUACAUCAGUAGAUAUUUGUCCACCUCCUUCACUCAUAACCAGGCCAGCUCAUGUAUCUGAAUCAACAGGGAGCCGGCCGUCACCUGUUAGAGAUUCUUGUUCCUUGUCUCCAGUCAGCAGUGACCCUUACCCAAAAGCUCCAGAUACACCCAGGCCUGUAAUGGGAACAGAACCUUUCUCCAAAUCUUUGGUGGUAUCAAGAUCACCUCUAAUUGCAGAACAACCAGGGAAAACAUCUUUAGCAGUGGCAAACAGUGAUGCAUUUGCCAAACCACCUCCUAGAACAGAUGCAUUUCAAAGGCCCCAGACAUCACUUGCUGACUCAUAUGCAAGGCCACCAUUGACUCCCACUCCUGUUGUUGAGGGAAGUUCUGGUCCAUUUAAAACUCCAAUGCGCCCAACUCAGUCUCCACAAGAUCCUUAUGCAUCAAUGCCACCAACCCCAAGACGCAUGGCUGUGGAUCCCUACGAACGGCCUGUUUUGACACCAAGGCCUAUGGAUAGCUUUUCACACAAUUCAUCUAAUGACCCAUACAGUCAGCCGCCUCUGACUCCCCACCCAGCAAUAAAAGAGACAUUUGCCCAUCCACAAAGAGUAGUGCGAAACCAGAGUGAUUCUUUUUCUCAAUCUGGAACUAUUUCAAGGGCAGUUGCUCAGGAUCCAUACACCCAACCUCCGGGUACUCCUCGGCCGGUCACAGACCCUUAUGCCCAGCCUCCAGGUACUCCUCGGCCAGUCACAGACCCUUAUGCCCAGCCUCCGGGUACUCCUCGACCUGCCACUGUUGACCCAUAUAUGCAUCAGCCUCUCACACCAAGACCUGCACAGACUGGAGACUUAUUUGCUCAGGUUUCAGCUAAUCAAAGGCAUUCUGAUUCAUAUGCCCAGCCUCCAGGUACACCAAGGCCAGUCAGUAAUGAUCCAUAUUCUCAACCACCAGCAACUCCAAGGCCUGGAAUUUCAGAACCUUACAGUAGACCAGCUCUAAUGUCAAAUCGAGAUUCUUAUCUGCAGGCAUCACAGAACAGAUCUUUACCUGGGACUUUUGUAAGGCCAUCAGAUCCAUGUUCUCAGCCCCCAAAGCUACCAGUCCCUGUGGUAACAGAUUCUUUUAGCAGUAUUUCAAAAGCCCCACUUUGUGAUCCUUAUGAUCAGCCUCCAAUGACUCCAAGACCUCAGCCAGAAACAUUUGGAACUACUCAGCUUCCCCAUGAUGUUGCAGAUCAACCAAGAUCUGGAUCAGAGGGGAACUUCAGUACAUCUGUAAACUCUUCCAUGAGCUUGCAGGGAAAACAAUUUCCCCAAGCUUCUCAAGUUCCUGGUCCAGCACCAACUGCUGGAGCAACUAAUACACAGACUACAAUGUCUCAGGCAGAUGCAGAGAAACUAAGACAGCGCCAGAAAUUACGUGACAUUAUUCUGCAGCAGCAGCAACAAAAGAAGAAUGCCAUCCGUCAAGAGAAAACAUUGCAAGAGCCUGCCACAGCACCUCACGCAAGAUCUACUCAACCAUGGCAGCAAGAAAAUCUGAACCAGAUUUUUAACCGGCCGCCUCCUCCCUACCCUGGGAAUGUUAGGUCAUCCAUUGUCCCUCCCAGCGGACUAAGGUUCACGGGUUUUCCAGUCGAUGGGCAGUUUAAUAGACCCCAAUUUCCAGGAGAUAAGGGUGGCAUGGGAAUCAGGCCUCAUGGAAUUAGAUUUGGUUUUUCAGGAGGUGGUCAUGGUCCUCCCCCAUGUCAAGAGCGCUUCCUUGGGCCUCCACAGCAAAUGCAACGUGCUGGUGUUCUGCCACAACUCAGAAGAUCAAUGUCUAUAGACAUGCCUAGACUACCUAAUAAGCCACAAAUGUGCAACCCUAUUGGACUUUCACAACAUUUCCCACCACAAGGUAUUCCAGUUCAACAGCACAACAUAAUGGGGCAGGCAUUUAUUGAGCUCUGUCACAGAGCCCCUGAAGGCAGGCCAAGACUUCCUUUUAAUUCCCCAACUGCUGUUACAAACACAAUGCUCCAGCAUCAACAACAUACAGGAUUUGUACCUAGGCAGGACUGUCAAGGGCCAAGACAUCUAGAGCCCACGAGACGUAAUUCUCAAAGUCUAAACAAUCCACUGCAUGUGUCACCAGGUUUGGAGAAUUUACCGCCAGCUCAACAAGCCACAGUGAAUCCCAACCAUCCACCUGUGCUAGUCACAUGCUCUUUAAGUCAUCCACCAGUUAAUGAUGCAUUUACAGGAGGUCCUUUGCCAACAACAUCUAGUGAGGCAACAAGCGACUUACAGAUUCCCAACCAGCCCCCUGAUGGAUUAGAAGAAAAGCUUGAUCCUGAUGAUUCCUCUGUAAAAGAUUUAGAUGUCAAAGACCUUGAGGGUGUUGAGGUUAAAGAUUUAGUUGAUGAGGAUCUUGAAAAUCUAAAUCUAGACCCAGAAGAUGGCAAAGGAGAUGAAUUGGACACAUUAGAUAAUCUUGAAACUAAUGAUCGUCACCUUGAUUAUCUUCUAAGAUCAGGUGAAUUUGACAUAAUUGCCUACACUGAUCCAGACCAUGAUUUGGGUGACAGAAAAGGUAUGUUCAAUGAGGAGUUGGAUCUUAAUGUCCCUAUAGAAGAAAUACAGGGCAAGGCAGAAGAUACUCAGCAAAAGCAUCAAGAUGAGAAAGCUGUCAUUCCUGCAGAGUCAUCAUCUCAGAAAAAAACUGCUGAAAUCAGUGAGAUUAAAAUAGAAGUUCUGUCUCCAAAUACAUUAGAAGAAACUAAAUCUGAAAGUGAUAUAAAGGAUGUAAAUGUGGCAUCGUCUGAAACAGAAUUACAUGAUGGAGAGACAAAAUCUGUACUGCCCUGUAAUUUGGAAUUACCUGGCAAAACAAAUACAAAUGAGGAAAUCACUGUGUUCAGCCCAGAUGCUGUUCAGGGCACUACUCCACCAUCUGCUCAAAGUAUGGCAAAUUCUUGCAAUAUUUCUGGAUCCACUCCAGUACUUACAAGUUUGUUAGCUAAUGAGAGUUCAGAAAACCCUGAUAUCAGGCCUCUGGGCUCUCCACCUCAUCCACAACCAGCAGCACAAAUCAACCCUGUUUCAAGUAUUCCACAAUCUUUAAUGACAUCUGCUGGUCAAACCAUAGAAAAUACAGUCUCAAAUACAGAAAUGGUUCCACAAAUAAGCCAUAACUUCUCACAAGGGACAGCAGUAAAUUCAGCUUUUAUCCCUGGCCAUUCAGCUAAUAGCUUUGGGGCAGCGCAGCCUGCUAAUCAAAUUGUGCCUGUUAUAAAUCGACCGGGCCCAAGCAGUAUCCCCGGGCCCCAGCAGAUGAUGAUUCCACAAACAUUAGCCCAGCAGCAAAAUCGAGAGAGGCCUCUUCUGCUGGAGGAACAGCCUCUUCUGCUGCAAGAUCUUUUGGAUCAAGAAAGACAAGAGCAGCAGCAGCAGCGACAGAUGCAAGCCAUGAUUCGCCAGCGUUCAGAGCCUUUUUUCCCCAACAUUGAUUUUGAUGCAAUCACUGAUCCUAUAAUGAAAGCAAAAAUGGUGGCUCUGAAAGGAAUCAAUAAAGUAAUGGCGCAGAAUAAUAUGGGAAUGCCACCAGUGGUCAUGAACAGAUUUGCCUUUAUGGGCCAAGCAGCGCCAGGAGUACCAAGUGGUGAAAGCCAGAAUCUAAUACAGCAAGCAAUUACGCAGGAUGGAAACCUAACACCUCAAAUUUCUAGGCCGAACCCUCCAAAUUUUGGUCCUGGUUUUGUAAAUGAUUCACAUAGAAAGCAAUAUGAGGAAUGGCUGCAAGAAACACAGCAGCUUCUUCAAAUGCAGCAGAAAUUCCUUGAAGAACAAAUUGGAGCACAUAGAAAAUCAAAAAAAGCACUAUCUGCAAAACAGCGCACUGCAAAGAAAGCUGGCCGUGAAUUCCCAGAGGAAGACGCAGAGCAGCUUAAGCAUGUUACUGAACAGCAGAGUAUGGUUCAAAAACAGCUUGAACAGAUACGAAAGCAACAAAAGGAGCAUGCAGAACUCAUUGAAGAAUAUCGGAUUAAACAACAACAAUGUGGAAUGGGGCUCCCUGCAAUGAUGCCAGGUAUGCCUUCUCAGCCCCCAAUGGUCCCAGGAGGAUCUCCACCAACAAUGGGUCAGCAAACUUUCCCAAUGGUAUCGCAACAGCUUCAGCAUCAAGAACAUACAGUAGCUGUUCCUGGACAACCUAAUCCACCUAGAAUGCCAAGUUUGCCUGGAUGGCAACCACCCAAUGCUGCUUCAACACAUAUCCCGCACAAUGCUCCAAGGAUGCAGCUACCAGUGACACAGUUGCCAGUGAAUCCUGUGACGCCCACUUCUGUGUCAGCUCCUAGCUCAAAUGUACAGUCAGGGCCACCACCGCGUGUAGAGUUUGAUGACAACAACCCAUUUAGUGAAAGCUUUCAAGAGCGUGAGCGAAAGGAGCGUUUGCGAGAGCAGCAGGAAAGACAACGAAUUCAACUUAUGCAGGAGGUCGAUCGGCAGAGAGCUUUGCAGCAGAAGAUGGAAAUGGAGCAGCACAGCACGAUGAGCUCAGAAUUAAAUGCCAGAACUUCCUUGUCUCAAAUACCAUUCUUCAGUCCUGACCUACCUUGUGAUUUCAUGCGGCCUCCACGGCCCCUUCAGCAGUCUCCACAACAUCAGCAACAGCAUAUGGGACCCAUUAUGCAGCAAGGACCUUUAAACUCCCCACCUGCUGCCAACUUUCCACCAUGUAGUGAGCGGCAGCCAGGGGGUUCUUCCUCCUUUGGACCUGAUCCAGCCCCAAUUCCAGAUGGAAAUCCCACUUUCCAUUUGGUUAAGCAAUCUCAUGGAAAUAUCUCUGGGCCCCGCUUCAUACAAUACCAUGUCGGACCUCAGUUUGCCACUGGCUUACCCGCAACUUCUCCAGUAUCUGGCAAUGGUGCCCCCUGUGGUCAGGAUACCAUGUCCUGUGGAACAAACUUGCCUGGAACGAGUCAGUCUCUCAUCCAGUUGUAUUCUGAUAUCAUUCCAGAGGAGAAGGGCAGAAAGAAAAGAACAAGAAAGAAGAAGAAAGAGGAUGAUGCAGAGUCAGUAAAUGCCCCGUCAACCCCUCAUUCAGAUAUAACUGCACCUCCAACUCCAGUUGUUUCAGAUGCUGUCUCCACCCCAACAGUUAGCACACCUGGUGAACUUACACGACAUACGGGGGAAAUGGAGGCAGAGGAGCUGCCAGGUUCAUCACAUCCAAAUGCUGCAGAGAGUCAGCCUUCCUCAGAAUUGAAAGGUCAGCUCUCUAGUAGUGAUUUGCCACAAAACAAAUUGCCUGAGCAAUCAAGCAUAAACCCGGAGACAGACAAGGUCAAGACAGAGGCUUCUGUGAGCAUUCAGGAAAUUAGUCGGGAAAAGACAGAAGCUGAUCAAUGCCCUAGUGAAGCUGAGCCUAAGAUGGAGAAUCAAAAUGCCAUUAAAGUGGACGAGGAUAAAGCUACUGUGCAUCCUAUCCCUUCUUCACAGAGUCAGGCACAACCUGACAGCAUCCCAGCAGCAAAAGGCGAAUCGGGGAAUGAACUCCUCAAACAUUUGCUUAAGAACAAAAAAUCUGCCUCUCUUUUCAAUCAGAAAUCAGAUAGCAACUUACAGUCAGAAGAUAGUACUGAGGACAGCAAAUUUAUGGGAAAACAGGAUCCAGUUGAAGGCGGCAUGCAAUCAUUAGGGAAUCCAUUGCAAGGUACAUUUGGAUGUGGUAACAGCCAGCUUCAGAGAGCAGAUUUCGGACAUGAAAUGAAAAAACAGCGAAAUAAACGAACUCAGAGGGCCGGUGAGAAGGCAGCACCUCGAUCUAAGAAGAGAAGAAAAGAGGAAGAGGAAAAACAUGCUAUUUAUCCUAACACUGAAACAUUUAUGCAGUUAAAACAGCAACUCUCUUUGCUGCCUCUAAUGGAGCCAAUAAUUGGAGUGAGUUUUGCCCACUUUCUUCCUUAUGGCAGUGGCCAUCUGAAUAGUGGAAAUCGCCUUUUGGGAAGCUUUGGUAGUGCAACGCUUGACGGGGUAUCAGAUUACUAUUCUCAGCUAAUCUACAAGCAGAAUAACUUGAGUAACCCUCCCACUCCUCCAGCCUCCCUCCCUCCUACACCUCCGCCUGUGACUUGCCAGAAAAUGGUAAAUGGAUUUGCAACUACUGAAGAACUUGCUACAAAGGCUGGAAUGCUUGGAGGGCAUGAUGUCUGUUCUUGCGGCAUUUCAGUUACCAAAGCUCUAGGACAGAAGCAGUUUCAGCUGCCUUUCAGACCGCAGGAUGAUCUGUUAGCCAGAGCCAUGGCUCAGGGUCCUAAAAGUGUGGAUGUCCCUGCCUCUCUUCCAACCCCACCUCAUAACAAUCAUGAAGAGCUAAGGGCUCAGGAUCCUUGUGGUGAUAGGGACACUCCUGACAGCUUUGUUCCUUCUUCCUCUCCUGAGAGUGUAAUGGGCAUGGAAAUAAGUAGGUAUCCUGAUCUGUCAGCAGUAAAGGAAGAGAUGCCAGAACCUGUUCCAUCCCCCAUCAUUCCAAUCCUACCUGCCAGUACUGGAAAGGGUUCAGAAGCAAAACGGAAUUGUAUCAAAAUGGAGCCUGGUUCUGGCUUCAUUGGUUCUCAGCUUGGGCCUUCCCAAAAUGGUCCAAAAUCCGGCCUUGUAUCCAUAGCAAUUACUUUACAUCCCACAGCUGCAGAGAAUAUUGGUAGUGUGAUGGCUGCAUUUUCCAAUCUUCUGCAUGUCAGAAUUCCAAACAGUUAUGAAGUUAGCAAUGCGCCGGAUAUUCCAUCCUCAAUGGGAAUGAUGAACACUCAUAGAGUAAAUGUAGCCUUUGAGUAUAAACAGCACUUAUUACUUCAUGGUCCUCAGGCAGGCACGGUAGGCCCUCCUGGACUAACAGGGCCUUAUGGACUCAAACAACAUAAUAUGCCAUUUCCCCCAAAUGGUAAUGUUUUAGCAGGCUAUAAGGCACACAGUCCAAAUGUCGCAGAUGGUUCAGUGCUGAGGCCACAAUGGUGUUCUCAUUGUAAAGUUGUAGUUCUGGGCAGUGGAGUACGGAAACCUUUCAAAGAUCUACCUUUCUUGAAACAGGAUUCCAGAGAGAAGUCUGAAAGAAUGGAGAAAGACAUUGUCUUCUGUAGCAACAACUGCUUUGUUCUUUAUUCAGCAUCCAUGCAAGCAAAAAAUUCAGAAAGCAAGGAAUCAAUUCCUUCCUUACCACAGUUUCCAAUGAAGGAGGCACCCCCAAAAGCAUUCCAUCAAUAUAACAACAAUGUCUCUAUGUUAGAUGUUCACUGCCUACCUCAGCUACAGGAAAAGGUUUCUCCGCCUUCCUCGCCCCUUAUCACCUUCCCUCCUGCUUUUGAAGCAGCUAGAGUGGAGCCAAAACCAGAUGAGCUUAAGGUAACAGUGAAGUUAAAACCCCGCCUGAGAACUAUACCGAAUGGUCUUGAUGACUGUAGACCAGUAAGUAAGAAAUGGAAAGGAAUGAAGUGGAAGAAAUGGAACAUACAGAUUGUGGUUCCUAAAGGAACAUUCAAACCUCCUUGUGAUGAAGAGAUAGACGAGUUCCUCAAAAAGCUGGGCACAACCAUUAAACCUGAUCUGGUACCCAAGGACUACCGAAAAUGUUGUUUCUGUCAUGAGGAGGGCGAUGGUGUAACAGAUGGACCAGCAAGACUUCUUAACCUUGAUUUAGAUCUUUGGGUCCAUUUGAACUGUGCUCUUUGGUCUACUGAGGUCUAUGAGACACAAGCUGGUGCCUUAAUAAAUGUGGAACUAGCCCUACGAAGGGGCUUGCAAAUGAAAUGCAUGUUCUGUCACAAAAUGGGCGCUACCAGCGGCUGUCACAGGUUAAGGUGCACCAAUAUUUAUCACUUUACCUGUGCCAUUAAAGCACAAUGCAUGUUUUUUAAAGACAAAACUAUGCUUUGCCCUAUGCACAAACCAAAGGGCGCUCACGAGCAAGAACUCAGCUAUUUUGCAGUCUUCAGGCGGGUGUACGUCCAGCGUGAUGAAGUCCGACAAAUUGCCAGCAUAGUACAACGGGGGGAUCGUGAGCACACCUUUCGGGUGGGGAGCCUCAUCUUCCACACCAUUGGCCAGCUGCUGCCACACCAGAUGCAGGCCUUCCAUUCUUCAAAGGUGCUCUAUCCUGUGGGUUACGAGGCCAGCCGGUUGUAUUGGAGUACACGGUAUGCCAACCACAGAUGUCGCUACCUGUGCUCCAUUGAAGAGAAGGAUGGUCUUCCCCUCUUUGUGAUCAGGAUUAUUGAACAAGGCCAUGAAGAUCUGGUUCUUUCUGAUUCAACCCCUAAAGGUGUUUGGGAUAAAAUCCUAGAGCCUGUUGCUUCAGCAAGGAGGAGUUCUGAAAUGCUCCAACUAUUCCCUGCAUAUCUAAAGGGUGAAGACCUUUUUGGCUUGUCUGUCUCUGCAGUGGCUAGGAUUGCUGAAUCGCUUCCUGGGGUUGAGGCUUGUGAACGUUACAACUUCCGAUAUGGCCGAAACCCCCUCAUGGAACUCCCUCUUGCCAUCAACCCCACAGGCUGUGCCCGCUCUGAGCCGAAAAUGAGCAGCCAUGUCAAGAGGUUUGUGUUAAGGCCUCAUACUUUAAAUAGCACCAGCACUUCAAAGUCAUUUCAGAGCACAGUUACAGGAGAACUGAAUGCACCUUACAGUAAACAGUUUGUUCAUUCAAAGUCCUCUCAAUACCGAAAAAUGAAGACUGAAUGGAAAUCCAAUGUCUAUUUGGCACGCUCACGUAUUCAGGGCCUGGGCUUAUAUGCUGCUAGAGACAUUGAAAAGCACACCAUGGUCAUUGAAUAUAUUGGAACCAUCAUCCGCAAUGAGGUAGCCAACAGGAAAGAGAAGCUUUAUGAAUCUCAGAAUCGCGGAGUGUACAUGUUCCGCAUUGACAAUGAUCAUGUCAUUGAUGCCACAUUGACAGGAGGUCCUGCAAGGUAUAUUAACCAUUCCUGUGCACCAAACUGUGUGGCUGAGGUAGUAACCUUUGAAAGGGGACAUAAGAUCAUCAUCAGCUCUAGCAGGAGAAUCCAGAAGGGAGAAGAGCUCUGUUAUGACUAUAAGUUUGAUUUUGAAGAUGACCAGCACAAGAUUCCAUGUCACUGUGGAGCUGUAAACUGCCGAAAAUGGAUGAACUAGAUGCAUUCCUUGCUGUCUCCAGGGGUUGCUUGUCCCAAGGAAGAAGUGAUUUUGAUUUUAUUGAUUUUGUGGGAUGGGGGGUUGGGGUGUGUGAAAACAAUCACUUCUGUAAAUUGUAUUCUACUCCAGUGUGAAUCAAGCUGGCAGAAUAUGGAGUUUUUGCCUGACAUCCCAGGUGCACAGAGGUGAAACUGAUCUCCAAACCAGUCCAGCACUUUUGAUUUUAUGAACUCAUAAGGAGAAAUUGUUGAACUUGGGCAGAGAAGCUAUGGCUGACCCACAAAAGGGCAGUGGGGCAUCAAUGAAUGUAGACUGAAAUCACCAGCGAAAGGGAGACAUCCAAAGUGCUGGCCACAGCCUUACUUAUUAAAGGGGCAGGCCCUCUAAAUACAGAAAAAUAAAUAAAUAAAAGUAGACACCACUGAACAAGGAAUGUACUGAAAUGACUUCCUUAGGGAUAGAGCUAAGGGAAAAAUAACUUGCACUAAAAUACAUUUAAAAUACUUGAUUCCAUGAGUCAGUUUAUUGUAGUUUUUGAUUUCUGUAAAAUAAGAGAAACUUUUUGUAUUUAUUAUUGAAAUAAGUGAAUGAAGCUAUUUUUAAAAGGAAAGGUUAGAAGCCAAGCUGCUGCUGUUACCUGCAGAACUAACAAACCCUGUUACUUUGUACAAAAGUGUAAAUAUUUUGAGGAAAAAAGUACAGUAUAAAAAAUAGUAAUUGACCAAAUGCUACCAGACUUUGCAGCAGUUCGGGUGCUUAUUAUAAAAUGUUGAUAGGGAUGUUACAAUAUGAUCUUGUGUAUUAAACAUGCCAUUAUGAUUGUUAUGGAAUAACCAAAAUCUCAAUUUAAAGAGAGGUUUUACUUUAUUUUUUUAAUCUUUAAAGCAGGCUCAACUGUGCUCUAUUAAUAACUUUUUUAAGUAACUGUUAAGACUGGUAGAGAGCAUGUAUAUUACAACUAUGACUUUUGUAGAUGUCUGAGGAAAUUUAGACUGAUGGAUUUAUUUUAUUUGUAUUAUAUUGUUACAUCCCUAUUUCUUAAAUCAGGUUUUUUGUGCUUAGGAUUUGUGAUAACUGUGAAUAACUGCUAAAACCACCCCAAAUAGAGGCUGAACAUUGAUUUUCUUUUCCAGCAAAAAGUAGCGGAGAUUUACAUGAACUGUUCAGCUUACACUAAAAUCAUGUAAUGAAAAUAGAAAUGUGUAGUGAGAGCAUAAGUCUAAUACAAUAGCUGCCUUCUUUAAAAAUAAAAACAAGGAAAAAAUUAGUUGUAAUUGUGCUUUCAGCUGCAGGACUCUGGCAAUAGGGUUUUGGAAAAUGUAAUUUAAAAAUGUGUUUGUAUGGAUUGUUUUGUUUACAUUUCUUUAAAAAAAAUAAACACUGUUUGUGUUUGCUUGUAGAAACCUAAUCAACAUUUUGAACCAGGUUAGUUUUUUUAUUUUGUACUUUAAAUUCUGGUACUGACACUUCACAGUCUAAAUAUUAAAAAAAUGAAGUUUUUUGUGUGCACAGCGAAAGUGGACUGUAAAACUGUUGAUAUAUUCAGUGAUACAGCUCUGAACUUGUAAUGUAUAUGGCAUGAUGUAUUUUUAUCUUACAGAAUAAAUCAAUUGUAUAUAUUUUUCUCUUGAUAAAUAGCUGUAUGAAAUUUGUUUCUCAAAUAUUUUUCUUCUCUUGUACAAUAUUCCAACAUCCUACCAGUAUUUGUCCUACAGGUUUUUUCUGUUCUGUAUAAUAGUUACCUAAUGUUGGCAAAAAUGAAUUUUUGAAGUAUACAGAGUGUUAUGGGCUUUCAAAUUUGUGGAAACAGAUUUAGAAGAUCAGCAUUUACAAAUAAAAUAUUUUACAUCUAUAAA